This is a messenger RNA of Racocetra persica, 1812 nucleotides long. Lineage: Eukaryota; Fungi; Glomeromycota; Glomeromycetes; Diversisporales; Gigasporaceae. The record is from the annotation of a GenBank genome assembly.
AUGAGUCAAAAUCCAAGUAUAAUUGAAAAACAUCAAGAGGAUUUGACAAAUGAUGCCAAAAUUCGUGAAUUUUGGAUUAAGAAUGUUUGCGAUCACAAUAAACAUUCAAACAUUAAAACUAAAGAAAUUUAUGACUUUAUUAUUGUGGGAGCUGGUACUGCGGGAUGCGUACUCGCUAGAGAAUUGAUUUAUUGCAUUCCAAAUAUUAAUAUCCUAGUAUUGGAAGCCGGAGGUCCUGAUGUUUCUUCUAACGGUCUAGUUUACUUGCCAUGUGCUUCCUUUAAGAGUUUCGAAGUAAGGGACCAUGAUUGGGGAUAUAUUACUCAAGAACAAAGAAAGUCAAGUUCUGUAGAUCCUACUAAAGAAUUGGUAAUGGAAGGAUUUUCUUACCCACGAGGAAAGAUUUGGGGUGGAACUAGUUCCUUGAAUACAAUGGUUUACAUGCGUGGUCAAGCAAAAGAGUAUAAUGAUUGGGCAGCCCAAGGUCCUGAAUACAAAAUUUGGGAUUGGGAUCAUUGUCUAGAAGCGUUUAAAGCAGUAGAAAAUAAUUCACGAGAAAAACCAGAUGAAACGUUCAAAAAAUUUCAUGGAUUUAAUGGUUUACUUCAUGUACAAGAUAGCCAAACCGGGAUUUACGAUGUUAUGUCAGGCUUAAUUGAUGCUGCCAAAAACCUUGGUAUUCCUCAUAAUGAUGAUUUUAAUGGAGAGAGACAAAAUGGUGUUGGAAAAUUUCAGUUCACAAUCAAAGACGGGAAAAGAUGCUCUUUAGCAGAUGGUUAUCUACGAGAUGCAUUAAAGAAAGUCGAAUUACAUCCAGAUUCAAAACCUAAUGGUUUUGGAAAGGUUGUAGCAGUAAAUGUUAGGUCAUUUGCUCAUGUAUUAGAUAUUAUUUGGGACGAAGAGAAUAAAGAAGAAAAUAUUGCAAUCGGUGUAAGAUAUUUUUGUAACGGUGUUAUACGUGAGGCCUUUAUUGCUCCAAAAGGAGAAGUUAUUUUAUGCGGUGGUGCUAUUAAUAGCCCUCAGAUCUUAAUGCUUUCUGGUAUUGGGCCAAAAGAAAAUCUUAAAGCAAAUAAUAUAAAAGUUCGUAAAGAACUACCAGUUGGAAGAAAUCUAUUAGAACACCCGCUUUGUUGCAUUGUUGCUAAAUCGACUCCAAAUGCAAUCCAUCAUUGGAGUAAUGGAGCUGAGGUUGGAAUAUUAUUUAAAGCCAAUGUUAAAGGAAAUAUUCCUUGUAAAGAGGACUUUUUUGACGAGAACCCAGAUUUUCAAAUUACUGAUGGCUUUUUUGAUCCCGCAAUAGAUCUUUUUAACAAGCAUGAUAAAUUCCAUGGCAUCGCUCUAGUGUGCGGUCUUAACGUGCCUUCAAGUGUUGGUUAUCUAGAACUUAACAGCAGUAAUCCAUUUGAUCAACCAAGGAUAAAUUUAAAUUAUUUUGAAAAAUCCGAUGAUUUAUAUAGAAUGAUCAGUUCACUUAAAUUAUGUCGUGAAAUACUUAAACAACCUCCAUUAAGCACUGUUUAUGAUGUUAAGGAAAUUGGAAUUAAUGAUGAGUUUGGACAAUGGUGCACUAAUGGAGAUAUGAGUGAUGAAGAUUGGGAAAGGUCGUUCCAUCCGUGUGGAACUGUAAAAAUGGCACCAGAAACCAAAGAUGGAGUUGUUGAUCAUCGACUUCGUGUUUAUGGUACGAAAAAUCUUCGUGUUGUUGAUGCUUCGAUUUUUCCAUAUAUUCCAAGAGGAAACACGAAUGCCCCUACAGCUAUGGUUGCUUGGAGAGCAAGUCGGUUAAUUAUUGAAGAUUAUAAGCUAUCAUAA